Messenger RNA from Colletotrichum destructivum, 1230 nucleotides. Its product is annotated as Putative Pma1 stabilization in the golgi family protein. The transcript has 2 exons. The coding region runs from base 276 to 1229 and encodes 317 amino acids. The record is from RefSeq and is a predicted model, not a curated record. NCBI's taxonomy places the organism in Eukaryota, Fungi, Ascomycota, Sordariomycetes, Glomerellales, Glomerellaceae.
UCCAACAAGGUUUCAAGAUGAUGAGAAAUAAGGUGUCCCGUGAGCGGCAUCACGCAGGCAGGGUGAGUAUUCGUCGCAUUCUUGCAUGUUCAGCGCUUGACUCCCGGUACAUAACGGCGCCUGCUGCCUCUCCUCCUACCCGCCUUUGCUCGGUCAACCGUUGGUUUCUCUGACGUGAACCACCUUUCGCCCAUCGAAUGCUACAGGUCGGCAUCUUGAAUAUCCAAUUUUCCUUGUAAAACAAACCUCCUCACUCUUCGUCACAACCACACGCCAUGGUACUCGGCAGGUUUUCAAAGGGCGUCGCCCUCCUCGCCACGACGGCGCUGGCCUUGUCACAAACCGCCAACGCCGCCAUCCUCCCCCGGCAGAGUAACGAGGCACUUCGGCCCUGGGUGACGGUGGCGGCCGACGGUGCUGCCAAGACCAUCACUCCCACCAUCAACGACGGCAAGACGACGUCCGCCUUCACGGGCAGCACGACGCUACCCACGGCGGACGCCCAGGGUGCCGGCACCUUCCUGCUAUGCAACCAGGCCGCCGGCUCGGGCGGCCUGAGCCAGCCCUUCUGCUCUCCCAAGGGGAACAGCGAGCUCGAGGGCGGGAAGACGUACUGGGUCACCUGGGACGCCGCCCUCUUCCCCUCCCCGAACACGAUGGUCCAGGUCCAGGGCGACUACGGCGUGACCAAGACCAUCGAGGCCGGCCACGGCUUCACCUCGCAGAUGAUGCCUGCCUCGCAGGGCCACUUCGCCUGGGCCGCCGUCGGGUACAACAUGGCGCCCAACGAGUCGCUCGACGUGCAGCUCGUGCUCGCCGUGCCCGCGACCAACGGCACCAUCACAGGCCGUCACGUCGGGCCCAAGGUGCGCAUCGUCAACCGGUCUCGGGGGCCGCCGAGGCGCCGCGGGCCCAACGUCUUCGGCAUCGUGCUGCCCAUCGUCUUCGGCGUGCUGUCGCUCGGCGGCAUCGGCUGGUUCGUAUGGUGGUACGGCCGCAGGAAGGGCAUGUUCCACUCGCGCGGCCGCGGGUACGGCGUCGGCAAGAGCCGCGUGCAGCGGACGGCGGACGUCAAGAUCGGACUGGGCGACAGCGCCUUCUCGUCGCCCGAUCGCGGCGUCGAGAUGAUGCCGCCGCCCGCGAGGCCUCCGCCGCCGUCCGAGGGCAACGUGUUCCGUAACGAGCUGAGUCGGCAGGAGAGGAACGAGAGGGCGCAGACGAUGCUGUGAA